CACACAAACACAAGUCUUGGGAUUUUAAAGGGAAAGGUCUUAAUAUGGGAAGCCUUAGGGUGUUGAGGCAUUGGCCUCAACUUAUGUAUGCUUUUCUUUUAUUAGCCACCAUCAUUGUAGCCGAUAAGCCUUAUGGUUAUAACUCUCCACAGUCUAAAGGCUGGAAAUUGCCACCAGUGAAGCAUACUUUGCCAAAGACGCAUUACGUUUACAAGUCUCCACCACCACCAGUAAAACACACAUGGCCACAUCUACCUUAUCUUCACAAAUCUCCUCCACCGUCAUAUAUCUACAAGUCUCCACCUCCUCCAUCACAUUCACCACCACCCCCGUAUAUAUACAAGUCCCCACCCCCACCAUCACCUUCCCCACCACCUCCAUACGUAUACAAGUCUCCACCACUCCCGUCACCUUCCCCACCACCUCCAUAUGCGUACAAGUCUCCACCACCCCCAUCACCUUCCCCACCACCUCCAUAUGUGUACAAGUCUCCACCACCUCCGUCACCUUCCCCGCCACCUCCAUAUGUUUAUAAGUCUCCACCACCCCCAUCACCUUCCCCACCACCUCCAUACGUUUACAAAUCUCCACCACCUCCAUCACCUUCCCCACCUCCUCCAUAUGUGUACAAGUCUCCACCACCCCCGUCACCUUCCCCACCACCUCCAUAUGUUUACAAAUCUCCACCACCUCCAUCACCUUCCCCACCUCCUCCAUAUGUGUACAAGUCUCCACCACCCCCGUCGCCUUCUCCCCCACCUCCAUAUGUGUACAAAUCUCCACCGCCUCUGUCACCUUCCCCACCACCUCCAUACGUGUACAAGUCACCUCCACCACCAUCCCCUUCCCCACCUCCUCCAUAUGUGUACAAGUCACCUCCACCGCCAUCCCCUUCCCCACCUCCUCCAUAUGUGUACAAGUCACCUCCACCACCAUCGCCUUCUCCCCCACCUCCAUACGUUUAUAAAUCUCCACCUCCACCAUCACCAUCUCCGCCAUCUCCAUAUGUAUACAAGUCUCCUCCCCCACCAUCACCAUCACCACCUCCCCCAUAUGUGUACAAGUCACCUCCACCACCAUCACCUUCCCCACCACCUCCAUACAUUUACAAGUCACCUCCACCGCCGUCACCAUCUCCACCACCUCCAUAUGUGUACAAGUCACCUCCGCCACCAUCACCAUCUCCGCCACCUCCAUAUGUGUACAAGUCACCUCCACCACCAUCACCUUCCCCACCGCCUCCAUAUGUAUACAAGUCUCCACCUCCCCCCUCACCAUCUCCUCCUCCUCCUCCAUAUGUAUACAAGUCUCCUCCCCCACCAUCACCAUCCCCAGCCCCGCCUUAUAUCUACAAGUCUCCUCCCCCACCAUCUCGUGUGCCACAACAUCCAUACUACUACCAAUCACCACAUCCACGAUCAAAGUCGCCCCCUCCUCCAGCUUAUUACUAUAAGUCUCCCCCACCACCAAGACAUUAUUCUUGUAAAGAAGAGGGUGUCUUAAUUAGCAUGAGAAGUCAUGGGGUGUUGAGGCAUAGGCCUCAGCAUGUAUAUGCUUUUGUUUUCUUGUUGGUUGCUACUCUUGUCAUUGCUGACAAACCUUAUGGUUAUGAACCUCAACACUCUUAUGGUUCGAAAUGGCCGCAACCGUUGAAACAUAAUUUUCCCAAGUCGCCUUAUGUUUACAAGUCUUCACCGACGGUGAAGCACACAUGGCCGCAUCUACCUUAUCUUUAUAAAUCUCCUUCUCAUUCGUAUAUCUACAAGUCUCCACCACCUCCUUAUGUUUACAAGUCUCCGCCACCACCAUCGCAUUCACCACCGCUGUCCUAUGUGUAUAAAUCUCCACCGCCACCAGCACAUUCACCACCACCUUCCUACAUGUAUAAGUCUCCACCACCGCCAUCACCGUCACCACCACCUCCGUAUGUGUACAAGUCUCCACCCCCUCCAUCGCCAUCCCCACCACCAUAUGGCUACAAGUCUCCACCACCACCAUCACCUUCCCCACCACCUCCGGGUACGGACGAAAAAAUCCAAGAGGUGCAGACGGGAUUAUCAACGGAAAAUAGCAAUAAAAUUUUUUUUCCCGGGGGUGCGCCCGCCCACCUUGGACUACAUGUAAGUCCGCCCCUGCAUUGGCCUCAACUUAUGUAUGCUUUUGUUUUGUUAGCCGUCAUCGUGGUAGCCGAUAAGUCGUAUGGUUAUAACUCUCCACAGUCUAAAGGCUGGAAAUUGCCACCGGUGAAGCAUACUUUGUCAAAGAUGCAUUACGUUUACAAGUCUCCACCACCACCGGUAAAACACACAUGGCCACAUCUACCUUAUCUUCACAAAUCUCCUCCACCAUCUCCAUAUGUCUACAAGUCUCCACCUCCUCCAUCACCAUCCCCACCUCCUCCAUACAUAUACAAGUCUCCUCCACCACCAUCACCUUCCCCACCACCUCCAUACGUGUACAAAUCACCACCUCUAUAUGUGUACAAAUCACCACCACCUUCCCCGCCACCACCAUACGUUUAUAAGUCUCCACCACCCCCAUCACCUUCCCCACCACCUCCAUAUGUCUAUAAGUCUCCACGACCUCCAUCACCUUCCCCACCACCUCCAUACGUGUACAAGUCACCUCCACCUCCUUCACCUUCUCCACCACCUCCAUACGUGUACAAGUCACCUCCACCACCAUCCCCUUCGCCACCUCCUCCAUAUGUGUACAAGUCACCUCCACCCCCAUCGCCUUCUCCACCACCUCCAUAUGUAUACAAGUCUCCUCCCCCACCAUCACCAUCACCACCACCUCCUUAUGUCUACAAGUCUCCACCACCACCCUUACCUUCCCCACCACCUCCUUACAUUUAUAAGUCUCCACCGCCACCCUCACCGUCUCCACCACCUCCAUACGUUUACAAGUCUCCACCACCUCCAUCACAUUCUCCACCUCCCCCAUAUGUGUACAAGUCACCUCCACCACCAUCACCUUCCCCACCUCCUCCAUACAUUUAUAAGUCUCCACCACUACCCUCACCAACUCCACCACCUCAAUACGUUUACAAGUCUCCACCAACCCCAUCAUAUUCUCCACCUCCCCCAUAUGUGUACAAGUCACCUCCACCUCCUCCAUAUAUUUACAAGUCACCUCCACCUCCUCCAUAUAUUUACAAGUCACCUCCACCACCUCCAUAUAUUUACAAGUCAUCUCCACCACCUCCAUAUGUGUAUAAGUCACCUCCGCCACCAUCACCAUCUCCACCACCUCCAUAUGUUUACAAGUCACCUCCACCACCAUUACCAUCACCAUCUCCACCACCUCCAUAUGUUUACAAGUCACCUCCACCACCAUCACUAUCUCCACCACCUCCAUAUGUAUACAACUCUCCACCUCCCCCCUCACUAUCCCCACCCCUGCCUUAUAUCUACAAGUCUCCUCCCCUACCAUUUCAUGUACCACAACAUCCAUACUACUACCAAUCACCACAUCCACGAUCAAAGUCGCCCCCUCCUCCAGCUUAUUACUAUAAGUCUCCCCCACCACCAAGACAUUAUUAAAAGCACAGACUUAUUCAACAAAGAAGAUUAAGCCAAUUUUCACUUAGCGUGAUGAUAUAAAUGUUUCUUUUCGGUCAACUUAUUUGCUUUUGUCAUCCAUUCUUAUUUAAUUGUAUAUGUGAGUUAAUAACAUCUCACGGUGAAAUGAUGUUUUAUGUUUUACCGUGUGUUUGUCUUAUUCUUUCCCUUUAUCAAUAUAAAGAGAUUAUUGCUAAUUCUCACUUUCCUUCUUAAGGGGUAUGGUCCAAAAUCUCGCACCAACGCGAGUGACCAUCACC
Molecule: messenger RNA, 3823 nt
Organism: Helianthus annuus (common sunflower)
Lineage: Eukaryota; Viridiplantae; Streptophyta; Magnoliopsida; Asterales; Asteraceae
Product: extensin-2-like
Exons: 3
Coding region: 45-3545 (1166 amino acids)
Biological process (GO): plant-type cell wall organization
Molecular function (GO): structural constituent of cell wall
Source: RefSeq, a predicted model, not a curated record